ACUGGUAAUGUUCACGUUAUGUCAAUUUUUAAGUUGCGCCAAAUAAAGAAAUAAUAAAAUUACAAAAGACCAAAACAUCGUCGAAGCGUGUAUUUUGUCAAUGUCAGUCAUGUCAGUCACUGUGCGAAUCACUGAUCAAUUCAUGACUAAAAUAAAAUCAAUGAAUUAAGUAAUGCGUUCGUCGCUCACAUGACUUUUUAUAUACAAAAUGGCUUCCGAAAUACCUACAGCGCCGCCACCACCACCGUUGUUAGUAAACAACAGCAACCUCUCUGUUGACGUCGUUGGCGAAAAGCCGUCAUCACCAUCUUCCAGUGAAAAGAAGAUAUCUUCGACGAACGAUGAAAAAUCUUGGGAAAGAGCUUGGUCUGUGGCCGAAAUGCGGAAAGGAGCGACACAUUGGUCGCUUGCGUCAGAUGCUGGGUUGCUGCUGUACUUGCAAGAGUUUUCACAAAAUAUGUUAUCUCAAACACAUCGUAUGGAACAAAAAGUGGAUGGACUGGUUUAUGAAACUAAGGGGAUAUCAACUAAAGUGAAUAAUACUUUCAACAACUUUCUUAUGUUAUCAAAUACUCAAUUUAUUGAAAAUAGAGUUUAUGAUGAAGAGGAAACAAAAGAGAAAGAGGAAAAACAAUCUGAAGCUCCAGGUCAAGAAAAGGAGAAAACCAGAGAGGAACUAGAAACAGAAGUAAUUCCCAAGAUAAAUGAAGCCAUUCAAUAUGGACUCAAUGUUCUUGAUAGUGCUUUUGUUACUGUAGAGAUAACACCUGAACAGAUAUCAGAUGAUGAAGAUGAAGGAGCAUUGCCUGACAAUCUUAGACCUGAACCAAUUCUUGAAUUAAAUGAUGUUUAUGCCAAUCGUCGGUUACCCUUUUUUAUUGGCUCACCGGAAUUUGAUACCGAUGAUCUUGUUGGUUUGGGAGAGUCUGAUGAUGAAGAUGAGGUGGUCAGUGAUGAAGAAGUUGGUGAAGAAAGUGAAACAGAAAAAAGUUCAGAUGACGAUGAAACGUCAGAAAGUGAAACUGUCAGUGUAUCAGAAUCAGAUGAGGAAUCUUCUUCAACAGCCACCAAAAGUGAAGAAGACAAUGAGGACAGUGAGGAUUUAUCAGAAGAAUCAGAUGGCGACCUAUUCUCUUCUAGUGGCACUGUUCCCAAGGCAAUUGUAUCUCAAAGCAGCGAGAAUAAAGAUAAUGUGGAUCCAGUUAAGAGUUCUAAAGAAAAUUCAAACAAGCCGCUGGACUUUACCUCAGAAUUAGCUGCAAAACUGGCGGGAAAAAUAAACAAACCCAAAGAUACCGACGAUGAACAUGCAGAUAAUGACUGGGAUGAAAGUGAAGAACAGAAAGAUAUACAUGAUAUAAAAGAAGACCUGGUGUCCUCUUCGUCAUCUCAUUCUACAAAAAAGAAAAAGAAAAAGGACAAGCCAAAAACGGAUAGCCUUGAAAAAAGCGCAAAAUCGUCAAUCGUAAGUGGAAUUAUUGAAGAAGAUGAUGAUGAUUUGUUUACUAGCUCUAUCGAUACAACAUCAACUGUACAAAGUAAAUCAAGAAACAGUAAAUCAAAACAUAAGCGUGAAAAGAAAAGAAUACGAAGUGACAGUCAAGUCAGCGAUACUAGCUCAAAGAGUCUUCACAAGGAAACAAAGGCAACCUUCAAAAACAAUGAUGAAAACCUUUUCGGUGAUCCUGUUAGUCCAGAAGAUGGACUGUUUGGCGCCAACAGUCCAUUUAGUAAGAAAGGAGGAAGGUAUAGUGGUGGAGUUGGUUUGUUUGAUGAUGUUGAAGAAGAGGAUAAUGAUCAGACUUCUUUUAAGGACGAUACAGUUGAAAUAUCACCAAGUCAGGUGGAUGAACAACAUGAAACCGAGGAGAAAAUUGUCAAAGAAAGCAACUCUCCUCGUACAGCUAGUGGGAAAAAAUUACCUCCUGGAGCCGUUUCAAUUUUUGGAGAUCAUGGACCAUUCGGCCAUAUACCAAUUCAAUCGCAUGAACACCAAAUUGAAAAAAAACAUGUUGUUGUUAAACAAGAAGCGACUGGAGGUAGUUUGUUUUCGGAUGAAGAUGAAGAUACGUUGACAUCAAGUCAAUCCUCUGUUUCUCCUAGAAAACCUGCAGUUGUUGUAAAAACGAAGAAAUCUGUUGAUCUUUUUGGAGCUGAUGAAGAAGUUGACGACGAGGAGGACGUCGGUGGUUUGUUUGGUGUAAAAAAUGCUGAUAAAAAGCAAUCUGAAUCAAAAGUACCAAAGAAAAAGAUACCUGUUGGUGCUCAAUCUAUUUUUGGCAUUGGAUCACCAGACCCAAUGUUUGACUCAUCAAAACCAGAUGUUACGCCUAAAUCUGUAUCAAAUUUGAAGCCGGCAAAACCGUCAAAUGGCUUAUUUGAUGAUGAUUUCGAUGACAAGACUGAGUCGUAUAGUUCGCAACGGUCAGCGGUUUCUUCCAUUAUACCUCCUGUUCGAAGUAAUCAAAAAAUCAACCAUAGUAGGUUGUUUGAUGACAACGAGGAUGAUGAAGAUGAUGUAGACGAUCUUUUUACAACUUCUUCUAAAGAGGAACUUGGUUCUACAAAAAAUUCCAAAAUAACAUCGAAAGUUGAGUCAUCUGCAAAUAAGCCGCUGAAAGGUGUUGAAGCUCGUAAAACGACAUCCAAAGCUACAUCGAUCAGUUUAUUUGACGAUGAAGAUGAGGAUGAAGAAGACAGUGACGAAGAUGGAAUAUUCAGCCCCCCAAAUGCGCAUUCUAAGGAUAAUAUAGCUGUGCCAUCAACAAAAAAAAACGUAGUAGAAACAAGUACAUCUGAACAGAAAGAUGAUGUAGAUACUGGCAAACCAAGUCGUAAAUUUUUACCUGGUGCUGUACCAUUGUUUGGAGGAACAGAUAUAUUUGCUGGAAAAAAAUCCUUAAAAACAAAACACGAUGACGAUUUGUUUGGAGAUGAGGAUGAUUUAUUUGCAAGUAAAUCUAAACCUGUUGUACCAUCAAACACUAAACCUGUUAAACAGGAUAAUGAUAAUGACUUAAAAGAUAACUUUGACGAUGCGUUACCUUCUAAGGAAACACCUAAGGAUGUCAUUAGAACGGAUGAAGAUUUAGUUAGUGGCGAAGAAAAGUCUGAAGAUAAUAUAGCUGUGCUAUCAACAAAGAAAAACGUAGUAGAAACAAGUACAUCUGAACAGAAAGAUGAUGUAGACACUGGCAAACCAAGUCGUAAAUUUUUACCUGGUGCUGUACCAUUGUUUGGAGGAACAGAUAUAUUUGCUGGAAAAAAAUCCUUAAAAACAAAACAUGAUGACGAUUUGUUUGGAGAUGAGGAUGAUUUAUUUGCAAGUAAAUCUAAACCUGUUGUACCAUCGAACACUAAACCUGUUAAACAGGAUAAUGAUAAUGACUUAAAAGAUAACUUUGAUGAUGCGUUACCUUCUAAGGAAACACCUAAGGAUGUCAUUAGAACCGAUGAAGAUUUAUUUAGUGGCGAAGAAAAGUCUGAAGAUAAUAUAGCUGUGCUAUCAACAAAGAAAAACGUAGUAGAAACGACUACAUCUGAACAGAAAGAUGAUGUAGAUACUGGCAAACCAAGUCGUAAAUUUUUACCUGGUGCUGUACCAUUGUUUGGAGGAACAGAUAUAUUUGCUGGAAAAAAAUCCUUAAAAACAAAACAUGAUGACGAUUUGUUUGGAGAUGAGGAUGAUUUAUUUGCAAGUAAAUCUAAACCUGUUGUACCAUCGAACACUAAACCUGUUAAACAGGAUAAUAAUCAUCUUUCUCGUACGUCUGUGUUGUCAUCCCCAUUGGAAGAAACAACUGCAACCCAGAAGAGUUUAUCUUUGUCAUCAUCCAUUGAAAAAACUAGCAAUGUUGCUAAGUUGCAGAAAAAAAUGACAUUCAAUCCAGCCACAAUGUUGCCAGGAGGCACACCACCCUCGAGAAAACCAAAACAUACCGCAGAGGCAAAUUUUGAUGAACCUGCAUUGAUGCAGACACUUGAAUCAACUAACAAGGAACGUGCUCGAUUGCGUGGCAAGAGACGGCCUCCAACCCGUCAAGCUAGGCAAAAAGCUGCUAGAGAUAGCAUGGAUGAUACUUUAUUAUUUGGAUCAAAUUUGAUUGAUGGAUCUACUUCCUACGAACGUGUACCUGCAAGAAAGUCUGGUCAUACGUCCCAUUUCAGUGAUUCUGGUGAUCAUUUUAGUAGUAGUUCGUAUCAGAAACCUUUUAAACGUAAUGAAAAACCAAAUAUCACUCAGUCUCGUGGACCAAAGUUUGAUCCCCUCUUUAUCCAUAAUUCAAUGGUCUCAGAUACAUCUACAUUUGAAGAUUCUGUGAAUUCUGUUGAUGGAAUGAAGCAAAAUAAAGAUAAUGAGUCAUCAUCUUCUAAAUCUCGAGAUGAAAAGGUCACAAAGGAUGUAUUUAAUGCUUCUUUGAAAGAUGAACUUUUCGACGCGUCCCUAAAAAAUGAUAGUUUAUCCAAAUCAAAGAAUCUUGGUAAUCAGGUUACCUCAGCAAUAUCUGUGAACCAAAAACCUAAUAAUGAUAUUUUUAGCGGUCUUUUGAACGAUAAUGAAGAGGAUGUUCCUUUGGGGAAUAACAAUUCUGAAACAGUCUCUACAAAAAGUAUUCCAGGCAAAAGCAACUUUCCGCGAAAUUGGAAGUCUAACUCCACUCGCAGCGAUUCGUUGUUUGGUAGUCAAAGACAUGAAGAUCUAUUUUCUAACUCUGAAAGUGACGUGAACAAAAAUGCUCUCGCUAAAAAGAACUUGUUUAGUCAGUUACCUGAAAACAAAGGAUCUCAAAAGUCAAAAUCUUCUCAAUUUUUACAGGAAGAUGAAAAUGUCGGUUUUGAUCCUCUUUUCUCAGGUUUCAAUCAAACCGUUAAACAAGAUGGCGAACUUUUUGUUGAAGGUAGAAAAAUACUUGAUAAGUCAGCAAAGGAUAAUAAUUCUGAGAAUACGACUCGUAUAUCCAUUACAAACGACAAGAUGGAGGGCAAUGUACCGUUUCAGAGUGAUGACAAAGAGGAUAAAUCAUCUGUUAGUACAUCAAGCGCUUUCGCCAAGAAAGAUGAUGAUGAUGAUGAAGAUGAUCUUUUCAAAUCCAACAAGGGUCCUCUGUCAUCUCCACCUCCUCUUUUGGAUUUUGAUCACGAAAUAAGUGUUUCUGGAGACUUCAACGAAAAACCGAAAAAAAGUAGAACUGUUAAAGAUGAUUUGUUCAGCGAUAGUUACAACGCUGAUAUUUUUACUUCAAAAUCCAAAGAAAAGAUAGAUGAAGAAAAAGUAAAAGAACACAUAAGUGCAAAUGAUGACGGGGAAAAGAUUGCCAAGGGAAAAAGUAAAAUUGAAGAAGAGAGAAAAAUGAAUGAAAACGAGGACUCCUUUGCGGAUAAUGAAUCAUUACUUGACGGCAUUCCUAAAAAGGCCAAUAAGAAAAAGAAGAAAACUACUAUACCGAAUAUUUUUGAUGACGGGCAAGAUGUAAUGCCAAUUAACAAUGAGCCGCCGACAUCAAAAACGAACAAAAAAGUUAAGGGAAAAAAGAAAGCAAAGAAUAAAACGUCAAUUUUUGAUGACGAUUCACCUGAUAUUUUUAAAGAUCCACUAAAUGCAAAUUAACGUGAUUGUCACCUACAUGCUUUAUUAGUAGGUAUGAUUCUAGCAUAUUUAUUGCUUCAAUUGACAAUGUCAUUAGGUAAUGUGAUUUUAUUGGUCACGUGUACCAGGUAUUGGAAAUUAUUGAUAAACACGUCUAUCCUAUGCUUUUAUUGUCAGCUUUUCUCAUUUCUUUUACUACUAUAUUUUUGAUUAAUAAGGACACUUCUGAGCAUGCUAGUGUAGAGAAGAACUCAUGUUAUUUAUAGACCUACAUACUUUGGCUACUUUUUUCUUCAUAUAGUUGUUUGUUUCUUAUUUGUGAUUGACUAUUACACAAUCAAAUCAUGGUCAUCGUGACAUAAAUAAACUAAUUACUUAACCUUAUAUACCUAUUCGAGAUUCUGGUUCGUACGAUUUUCAAGCUCUGACAAUUUAAUUUCAAUAAAAGUUCAAACUUA
Molecule: messenger RNA, 6045 nt
Organism: Xenia sp. Carnegie-2017
Lineage: Eukaryota; Metazoa; Cnidaria; Anthozoa; Malacalcyonacea; Xeniidae
Product: WASH complex subunit 2-like
Exons: 34
Coding region: 209-5608 (1799 amino acids)
Source: RefSeq, a predicted model, not a curated record